Molecule: messenger RNA, 2885 nt
Organism: Alligator mississippiensis (American alligator)
Lineage: Eukaryota; Metazoa; Chordata; Crocodylia; Alligatoridae
Gene: CHDH
Product: choline dehydrogenase
Exons: 8
Coding region: 154-1983 (609 amino acids)
Cellular component (GO): mitochondrial inner membrane
Molecular function (GO): flavin adenine dinucleotide binding; choline dehydrogenase activity
Source: RefSeq, a predicted model, not a curated record
CGGCUGCUCUGCCCGACGCCUCCGCCCGCUUGCGCGGCCCGGCCCGGCCCGGCAAGGGGCGCCUGGACCCGCGGCUGCGGCGUGGGAAAAUCUUUCAUUCUGUGUUUUAAGGGACAAGACAUUCUGAAAAAAAGAGAAGACACAUAAGGAAAGAUGUCUCAUUUAUUCAAAGGAGUUAAAAAGUGUUCUAGACUUUCUGUCAGUCAAAUUCACAGAGUAACAGGAUUUAUAUUUAAAACACACAUAUUGAAAAACUUGCUAGGCCACAUGAAACUCUCUCACACAUUUUCUAAACUUACUUCUGACAAUACUGGCUCUUUUAGUUACAUCAUUGUUGGAGCUGGAUCAGCAGGUUGUGUAUUAGCCAACCGGUUGACUGAAGAUCCUCUCAGUACUGUACUCCUUUUGGAAGCAGGCCCUAAAGAUACCCUUCUAGGUAGUAAAAGAUUAAUGUGGAAGAUUCACAUGCCUGCUGCAUUAAUCUAUAAUCUUUGUGAUGAUAAAUAUAACUGGUAUUACCAUACAACACCGCAAAAGCACAUGGAUAAUCGAAUUAUGUAUUGGCCAAGGGGUAGAGUGUGGGGUGGCUCUUCAUCUCUCAAUGCAAUGGUAUACAUCCGUGGCCAUGCAGAAGACUACAAUCGAUGGGAAAGAGAAGGUGCUGUGGAAUGGGAUUAUGAACAUUGCUUGCCUUAUUUUAAGAAAGCACAGGCACAUGAACUAGGUCCUAACCAAUACAGAGGUGGGAGUGGACAACUGCAUGUGUCAAGAGGAAGAACGAAUCACCCGCUUCAUCAAGCAUUCCUUGAUGCAGCCCAGGAAGCUGGGUAUCCUUUCACAGAUGAUAUGAAUGGUUACCAACAAGAAGGAUUUGGCUGGAUGGAUAUGACUAUACACAAAGGUCAAAGAUGGAGUGCAGCUAGCGCUUACCUUCACCCCGCCAUAUCACGCCCAAACUUGUCAGCCAAAGACAGAACCCUUGUAACGAAAAUUUUGUUUCAAGGGACCAAAGCUGUAGGGGUUGAGUAUAUCGAAAAUGGGCAAACAAGAAAGGUUCUCGCCAAUAAAGAAGUGAUUUUAAGUGGAGGUGCUAUAAAUUCUCCACAGCUGCUUAUGUUAUCUGGAGUUGGAAAUGCAGCUGAUCUAAAAAAAAUAGGGAUCCCGGUUGUGUGUCACCUUCCUGGGGUAGGCCAGAACCUUCAAGAUCAUUUGGAAGUGUACGUUCAGCAGAAGUGCAUCAAACCAAUUACUCUCUAUAAAGCCCAGAAACCUAUUAAAAUGGCAAAGAUUGGUAUAGAAUGGCUCUGGAAGUUUACAGGUGAUGGAGCUACUGCCCACUUGGAAUCUGGUGGUUUUAUCAGAAGUCGACCAGGUGUUUCUCACCCAGACAUUCAAUUCCAUUUUCUUCCUUCUCAAGUGAUUGAUCAUGGCCGUGUUCCUCCCCUGGUGGAAGCUUACCAGGUCCAUGUUGGACCCAUGAGGAGCACAAGUGUGGGCUGGCUCAAGCUGAAAAGUGCGGACCCAAGGGACCAUCCUAUCAUUGAACCUAAUUACUUGUCAACAGAAACAGAUGCCUGGGAAUUUCGUCAGUGUAUCAAGUUGUCCAGAGAGAUUUUUGCUCAAAAAGCUUUUGAAACAUUUCGUGGUCCUGAAAUACAGCCAGGUAGCAACAUACAGUCUGAUGAAGAAAUAGACACUUUCAUAAGACAGAAGGCUGAUAGUGCGUAUCAUCCUUCUUGCACAUGUAAAAUGGGGCAGUCCUCUGAUACCGGUGCUGUAGUUGAUCCCCAGACUAAAGUAAUGGGGAUUGAAAACUUGAGAGUUGUAGAUGCCUCCAUAAUGCCUAGUAUUAUCAGUGGGAAUUUGAAUGCGCCAACCAUCAUGAUUGCAGAGAAGGCUGCUGAUAUAAUUAAAGGGCUCCCUUCGCUUCAUGAGAAAGAUGUUCCUGUAUAUAAACCUCAACAUUUGGAAACUCAGCGCUAAACAAUAUGCCCGCCAUUUAUUUUCUGUGGGUUUUUUUGGUUUUUUUACUCAUACACAGAAUUUUACCUUAGGCUUCUCCAACAGAAUAAAUUUGCUAUUGAAAAAAAAGAAAAAAAAAUUACAGAGGGUAUUAAUUCACUAACUUUCUGACUCUAGUUUUGAAUACAUAUUUUUUUUUAUCAAUAUGUUCAUGAAAACUAUUCAUUUGUUUAAAAUUUGUGUACAUGACCUGCUUUUAAUGAGAGUUAUUCUGACGAGGGGCAAGUCUACCAUUUGAAACAGACAGUCAUGGGGGAACAGCUAGAUUUUUCAGUACCUUUGUGGUUUAGCAUGGGAUGGAAAGGGUGGAUAUCAGCCAUUUUGCAGAGGACAGUAAAAGGCCCAGAAUUGCUUUUGUUCCUUGACAAUUAUUUAGCGAGUGAGGAAGGAAGGUUCAGUCAGGCCAUAAGCCUAGCAUGUGAAGUAAGUGUUGUCUAUUUAUUGGAGUAAAGUACAUCAGCAUGAAGCAAGGAGAGCAGUAUCCCAUACCAAGAAAUUUCACCACAGCUGUCAGUGUCAAUGCCAUUUAUUUUAUCUCAUGUAAUCUUUUGUAAUAAUGUGGGUAGGGUCGUAUAGGGUACUGAUCACUGUUUCAACAUUAAGGUGGAAUUGUACUAAAUGGGGGCAUAAGUAUUAACAUAAUGGUAUAAUUAAAAAGAAAAGGAGGACAUAUAUUUUACAAAUAUGGCUGACUUCAGAGCCUCUAUAAUAAAUGUAAAAAUGGAGUUGAUAGUUUAAAAAUAUAUACAAGGGCAACUUUUAGAAACAUUCUGUUUUUUGGAGUUAGCUUAAUAGCAUUCAGUUUGCAAUUUAACCUUUUUUGGCUUGUGUUCCUAUAUAUUGAAUAAAGUCAUAGAAGGGCA